AUUAUUUGUCGGAAGUUCGGAAAUCGGAAGUGUCAUUUUAAAGGGUGCAAUAAGCUGCUGACCCUCAAAUAUUUCAACGAUGGGGUUGUCACAAAGGCAGAGAGAAGAGCUCCAUAAAGCUAUUGCUAGUUAUUUUCAUGAAAACGGUUUGCUGGAGAGUCUGGAAGCUUUUCAAAAAGAAACGAAUAUGCAAGAGUUAGAUAAUGAAAAGAAGUUCACAGGACUCCUAGAGAAAAAAUGGAUAUCCGUCUUACGUUUACAGAAAAAGGUAAUGGAUUUGGAGAAUCGACUUAGUGAAGCCGAAAAAGAGAUGACUGGUGGCUUGCCAACAAAGGAGAAACGUCAGCCUGCGGAAUGGAUCCCGAGACCACCAUUCCUUUACAGUCUCACUGGUCAUCGCGCCCCAAUCACUCGAGUUAUAUUUCAUCCUGUUUACAGUGUCAUCGUAUCUGCUAGCGAAGAUGCUACAAUAAAGAUAUGGGACUAUGAUAGUGGUAGAUGCGAGAGAACACUGAAGGGGCAUACAGACGCCGUUCAAGAUAUCGCCUUUGAUCCUCAGGGGAAGAUUCUCGCCUCGUGUUCAGCUGAUUUAUCGAUUAAAUUAUGGGAUUUUGUGGGUCAUGAAUGCAUAAGAACCUUACAUGGUCACGAGCACAAUGUAUCAAGCGUAGCUUUUAUGCCCCGUGGUGACAUGCUGAUUUCUGCGUCAAGAGACAAAACUAUUAAAAUGUGGCAGCUUGAUACAGGACAUAACGUUUUCACAUAUUUUGGACAUACCGAUUGGGUUCGAAUGGUUCGCAUUAGCGACGAUGGUAGCAUGCUAGCGUCUUGCUCCAGUGACCAAACUGUUAGAAUAUGGGUUGUAGGACAAAAGGGCUGCAAAAGCGAGCUUAGAGAUCACCAGCACGUUGUAGAAUGUGUUGCAUGGGCGCCAAGUGUCUCAAAUCCUUCCAUCAGUGAAGGAGCAGCUUUAAGUUCAGAUAAGAAUGGUCGUUACGUAGCGUCAGGAAGUAGGGAUAAAUUGAUAAAAAUAUGGGACGUAAAUAGUGGUGCAUGCGUGAUAACUCUGGUCGGCCAUGAUAACUGGGUUCGUGGCAUCGUCUUUCAUCCUGGAGGUAGAUACCUGUUAUCUGCUUGCGAUGAUAAAACUUUACGUGUUUGGCUACUUAAGUCGAAGAUGAAUAUCAAAACGCUCGACGCUCAUACUCAUUUCUGCACGUCACUUGAUUUUCAUCCGAGUAACCCCUUCAUUGCUACUGGAAGCGUCGACGAAACAGUGAAGGUGUGGGAAUGCCGUUAA
Molecule: messenger RNA, 1300 nt
Organism: Dimorphilus gyrociliatus
Lineage: Eukaryota; Metazoa; Annelida; Polychaeta; Dinophilidae
Source: the annotation of a GenBank genome assembly